Molecule: messenger RNA, 973 nt
Organism: Arabidopsis thaliana (thale cress)
Lineage: Eukaryota; Viridiplantae; Streptophyta; Magnoliopsida; Brassicales; Brassicaceae
Product: enhanced disease resistance-like protein (DUF1336)
Exons: 2
Coding region: 164-973 (269 amino acids)
Source: RefSeq, marked reviewed
AACCCUCUCAAACUAAAAAAAUGUUUAAGUUUAAAUAUGCAUAAUUUAAUGAAAACAGCCUCACAUUAAUAAACUAAACGGUCCAAUGACUCGUAUUUUAAAUUUCAUUUAGGGAUAAUCAGAUCCCACCACAUGAGAGAGAGAUCUCAACGAAUCACACACCAUGAACCAAACCGAAACCACCACUGACGACGAUAACAACAAUUCCAAACCGGCCGAAACCGAAUCAACCACCACCGCACCGGAAUGGAUAACCGAAACAAUCAACGGUGGAUCCUUCUGCCACGUAGAUCUCGAAACCGGAACCAACGGCUGGGCUUCACCCCCAGGCAACGUCUUCUCUCUCCGCUCAAAUAACUACUUCACCCCCACAAAACAAAAAUCUCCUGGCGGCGAUUACCUCCUCUCUCUCGCCGCCGUAGACUGGCUCAAAUCCACCACAAAGAAACUCGAUCACAUCCUCUCUCGUCCCGAUAACCGUGUAAUCCACGCUCUCAAAACAUCCCAAUCUAGUAGCUUCAUCUUCGCCGUUAAUUUCCAGGUCCCAGGGAAAGAACACUACAACUUGAGGUUCAAAAUCGUUAGCAAUGUUGUGAAAGGUCCUUGGGUUGUUAAAGCAGCAGCUGGGAAAUUUGGUGCAUUUGUUGCUGGGAAGGCUAUGAAGUGUAGUUAUCAUAGAGGAGAUAAUUAUUUUGAGGUUGAUGUUGAUAUAAGUAGCUCGGCGAUUAUGACGGCGCUUAUUAGGUUUAUGUUGGGGUAUGUUACGUAUUUAAUGGUUGAUAUUGGUUUUGUUGUGGAAGCGCAAACGGAGGAGGAGUUGCCGGAGAGAUUGAUUGGUGGUGCUAGGAUUUGUCAUAUGGAGUUAUCGUCGGCGUUUGUGAUUUAUGAUGAUGUUGAUGGGAAGAAGAGUUCGCAGCAACGGCGGAGAAUGAUGGGUGCGGCGGAAGGAAAUCACAGCGAGGAUGAGGAUUGA